Messenger RNA from Pipistrellus nathusii (Nathusius's pipistrelle), 918 nucleotides. NCBI's taxonomy places the organism in Eukaryota, Metazoa, Chordata, Mammalia, Chiroptera, Vespertilionidae. The record is from the annotation of a GenBank genome assembly.
AUGGCGGCCUCGAACCUGGAGAACCAGCUGCACAGCGCGCAGAAGAACCUGCUGUUCCUGCAGCGGGAGCACGCGGGCACGCUCAAGGGCCUGCACGCCGAGAUCCGGCGGCUGCAGCAGCACUGCACAGAUUUAACGUAUGAGCUGACCCUCAAGAGUUCAGAGCAGACAGGGGACGGGUGCAGCAGCGAGCUGCGGAGACGCUGCGAGGACCUGGAGGCCCAGCUGCGGGCGAAGGAGCAGGAGCACGAGGAGCUGCUGCGCGAGCUGGAGCAGAGGGACGCGGCCAUCGCCGUGCUGGAGACCACCGUGCGGGAGCGCGAGAAGCGGUACCUGGAGGAGCUGAAGCUCAAGAGCCACAAGCUGAGCCUGCUGUCGGGGGAGCUGGAGCAGCGCGCCGGCACCAUCGCCUACCUGACCUCGCAGCUGCACGCCACCAAGCGGAAGCUGCUCGGCGCCAGCGGCACCUCGGACGGCAGCCCCGGCGGGAGCCCCGUGCCGGCCGGCUACAAGCCCGCGCCCCCCAAGGACAGGCUGCCCGAGACGCCCCGCCGCCGCAUGAAGAAGAGCCUCUCCGCCCCCCUGCACCCCGAGUUCGACGAGGUCUACAGGCUUGGGGGCGAGAGCCGCAAACUCCUCCUGCGGGAGCCGCUGGACGCCAUGCCCGACCCCACCCCGUUCCUGCUGGCCAGGGAGUCGGCCGAGGUCCACCUCAUCAAGGAGAGGCCCCUGGUCAUCCCGCCCAUCGCGUCCGACCGCGGCUCCGGCGAGCGGCACAAGGUGCACGUGGGCGUGGCCCACCGCAUCCACCACGUGGCCCCGCCGCAGGCGCCGCCCGAGGUGGAGACGCUGGCCGUGGACCAGGUGCGCGGGGGCGCGGCCGUCAGGAAGAACUCGGGGACGGACAGAACUGUGUGA